CGAGCGCCCAUCCCCAUGGCUGUGGUGAGGAGGGAGCUGUCGUGUGAGAGCUACCCCAUCGAGCUGCGCUGUCCGGGCACUGACGUCAUCAUGAUCGAGAGUGCCAACUACGGCCGCACCGACGACAAGAUCUGCGACGCAGACCCGGCACAGAUGGAGAAUACGCGCUGCUACCUGCCAGAUGCCUACAAGAUCAUGUCCCAGAGAUGUAAUAAUCGGACCCAGUGUGCUGUAGUGGCUGGACCAGAUGUAUUUCCUGACCCUUGCCCCGGAACCUAUAAGUACCUAGAAGUCCAGUACGAAUGUGUACCCUACAAAGUGGAACAAAAAGUAUUCCUGUGCCCCGGCUUGCUGCGAGGGGUGUACCAGAGCGAACACCUCUUUGAGUCAGACCACCAAUCCGGUGCCUGGUGUAAAGACCCCCUCCAGGCCUCUGACAAGAUCUACUACAUGCCCUGGACGCCAUACCGCACGGACACGCUGACCGAGUACUCCUCCAAAGAGGACUUCAUCGCCGGGCGACCCACGACCACAUACAAACUACCGCACCGUGUCGACGGCACAGGCUUCGUAGUGUACGACGGCGCACUGUUCUUCAACAAGGAGCGCACGCGCAACAUCGUCAAGUUUGACCUGCGCACGCGCAUCAAGAGCGGUGAGGCCAUCAUCGCCAACGCCAACUACCACGACACGUCACCGUACCGCUGGGGCGGCAAGUCGGACAUCGAUCUCGCCGUAGACGAGAACGGCCUGUGGGUCAUCUACGCCACGGAGCAAAACAACGGGCGCAUCGUCAUCAGCCAGCUCAACCCCUACACCCUCCGCGUGGAAGGAACCUGGGACACCGCCUACGACAAGCGCUCGGCCUCCAACUCCUUCAUGAUCUGCGGGAUUCUCUACGUGGUGAAGUCGGUCUACGAAGACGACGACAACGAGGCGACCGGGAACAAGAUUGACUAUAUCUACAACACGGAGCUGAGUAAAGAUGGCUUCCUGGACAUCCCCUUCCCCAACUCGUACCAGUACAUCGCCGCCGUGGAUUACAACCCGCGGGACAACCUGCUGUACGUGUGGAACAAUUACCACGUGGUCAAGUACUCGCUGGACUUUGGUGCCUUGGACGGUAGACCAGAAUCGUCAUCGUCUGUGAUCGUUUUUAUGGAUACCACGACAACGCGGACUACAACUCGACCGGCGACGGUUUCCAUGACGACCACGCCAACAACCAGCUCCACCACAACCACCAGGGCCUCUGCGACGACCCCCGUUGCCCAGCGACCGCGCACCACCUCGACUACUCUGCCGCCGCCAUUGCCGCCAGCAGAGGGCAAUAUCCCAGAGGGCAACACAAGGUCGUCCCCGUCCUCUAAGCUCCCCAACGUCGGCAUUGAGUACUGUAACCCCAUGAUCAUGUCAGACGUGUCUUGGCCCAAGACCAGGCAUGGACUGGUGACCAGGCAACCAUGCCCAACUGGAACAAUAGGCGUGGCCAUGUAUCUGUGUAUGGGGCCCGAAGGAUACUGGGACCCCCAAGGGCCCGACCUCAGCAACUGUACGUCCCCGUGGGUCAAUGUCAUCACCCAGAAGCUCAAAGCAGGAGAGACUGCAGCCAUCAUUGCCAGGGAGCUGUCGGAGCAAACUAAGAGUAACCUUCAGGCAGGUGACAUCACCUACACAGUCAAGGCCAUGGGUCAGCUUGUGGACCUACUUGACGUGCAGCUGAGGAACCUUACCCCUGGAGGCAAAGAUAGUGCAGCCCGCAGCCUCAACAAGCUGCAGAAAAGAGAGCGCUCUUGCCGGUUUUACGUGCAGGCCAUGGUGGAGACUGUGAACAACCUGCUUCAGCCCCAGGCCCAGUCGGCGUGGAGGGACCUGAGCACCGGGGAGCAGUUGAGAGCAGCCACCAUGCUACUGGACACGGUGGAGCAAGGAGCCUUCGUCCUGGCCGACAACCUGCUCAAGACGGACAUCGUGCAGGAGAACACCGACAACAUUCAGCUGGAGGUGGCCCGGAUGAGUACGGAAGGGAAUCUGCACGACCUGAAAUUCCCACAAAGUGGCGGCCAUGGUAACUCCAUCUCCCUGUCAUCAAGCACCUUGAAACAACAUGGGAGAAACGGAGAGAUCCGGAUGGCCUUCGUCCUGUACAAACACAUCGGUGCCUACCUGUCUACAGAGAAUGCCAGCAUGAAGCUCGGCAGGGAAGCCAUGGCCACCAACUACUCUGUCAUUGUCAACUCUCCCGUCAUCACCGCAGCCAUCAACAAAGAGAACAACAAAGUCUACCUGUCUGAACCGGUCAUAUUUACCCUGAAACACCUGCAGCAAUCCAAGGAAAGCUUUAACCCCAACUGUUCUUUCUGGAGUUAUUCCAAGAGGACCAUGACGGGGUACUGGUCGACGCAGGAUUGCCGGUUGCUAGGCACCAACAGGACUCACACCACGUGCUCUUGUACCCACCUGACUAACUUUGCAGUCCUCAUGGCUCACGUGGAGGUCAAGAAUACUGACCCAGUCCAUGACCUGCUGUUGGAUGUGAUCACAUGGGUUGGCAUUCUGCUCUCCCUGGUCUGCCUGCUCAUCAGCCUGUUCACCUUCUGCUUCUUCCGGGGCCUCCAGAGCGACCGCAACACCAUCCACAAGAACCUCUGCAUCAGCCUCUUCAUUGCAGAGUCCCUCUUCCUGGUGGGGAUCAACCGAGCUGACCAACCGAUUGCCUGUGCUGUAUUCGCUGCCCUGCUCCACUUCUUCUUCCUGGCGGCCUUCACCUGGAUGUUCCUGGAAGGCGUGCAGCUCUACAUUAUGCUGGUGGAGGUGUUCGAGAGCGAGCACUCGCGCAAACGCUACUUUUACCUGGUGGGUUACGGCGUGCCAGCACUCAUCGUGGCCGUGUCGGCCGCCGUGGACUACCGGAGCUACGGCACGGACCGAGUGUGCUGGCUUCGUCUGGACACUUACUUCAUUUGGAGUUUCAUAGGACCGGCAACCUUGAUAAUUAUGCUGAACGUGAUAUUCCUAGGCAUCGCGCUGUACAAGAUGUUCCACCACACCGCCAUCCUCAAACCCGACUCGGGUUGCCUCGACAACAUCAACUAUGAGGAUUACGAACCUGAGAUCAAAUCGUGGGUGAUUGGGGCCAUCGCUUUGCUCUGUCUGCUGGGCUUGACCUGGGCCUUCGGCCUGAUGUACGUCAACGAGAGCACGGUCAUCAUGGCCUACCUCUUCACCAUCUUUAACUCCCUGCAGGGCAUGUUCAUCUUCAUCUUCCAUUGUGUCCUCCAGAAGAAGGUGCGUAAGGAGUACGGAAAGUGUCUGCGUACCCACUGCUGCAGUGGCAAGAGUGUAGAGAGUUCCAUUGGCUCUGGGAAGAGCUCAGCCUCCCGCCCACCAGGGCGCUAUUCCACAGGGUCACAGAGCCGGAUCCGUCGCAUGUGGAACGACACAGUCAGGAAACAGUCGGAGUCAUCUUUCAUAACCGGCGACAUCAACAGCUCAGCGUCGUUGAACCGAGUGCCCUACAGAGAGACAAAGGGAAUCCUGAACAAUGCCCGGGAUACAAGUGUCAUGGAUACUCUACCACUGAAUGGUAACCAUGGCUACAGCAUCGCCAGCGCCGACUACAUGAGCGACUGCGUCCAGAUCAUCGACCGGGGCUACAACCACAAGGAGACUACGCUGGAGAAGAAGAUCCUGAAAGAGCUCACGUCUAACUACAUCCCCUCCUACCUGAACAACCACGACCGCUCUGCCGAGCAAAACCGCAACCUCAUGAACAAGCUGGUGAACAACAUGAGCAAUGGAGGCAAGGAUGUUGGCCUGGGGGGGAUGGGGAUGGGGGGGAUAAACGUGGCGUUGGACUUGGAUGAGCAUUCUUCCUUCCCUCCGCACCUCCAUGAUGAAGGUCUGGGCCUGGAGUUGAUUCGGGAAGAGUCCAACGCCCCCCUUCUGCCCCAGAGACCCCCUUUGCUGCCACCCGUUGACAACCUCCACCACAACCACCUCCACAACCAGGGCCCGCCGCAUCAGCCUCCGCUCCCCCACCACCACCACCCAGCCUUCUCCUCGGCCACCACCACCUCGUCCUCGUCCCGCCGGCGGAUCCCGCAGGAGAACAGCGAGAGUUUCUUCCCCCUGCUCACCAACGAGCAUACCCUGGAUGUGGAGCCCACUUCCCCCAGCCGCCACCCCCACCACCUGCACCAUCCCAUCCCACCUCACCUCCCUCUACAUCCCACCUCCCUCUACACCAGCAUGCCCGUGCUGGCAGGCCUACCGGAUACCACAGACUCCGGCACCACCACCACCACUACCGCCAUCCUCGCCGAUAAAGAUGCCGGAGAGGGCCACCCGGCAGGGGGCAAGAGCCCCGAGGCCAGCCAGGACGAUGUCUACUACAAGAGCAUGCCUAACCUGGGCUCACGUAACCAGCUGCACUCCUACUACCAACUAGGGAGGGGCAGCAGCGAUGGGUUCAUCGUGCCCCCCAAUAAGGAGGAUCUGUCCCCUGAAGAGUCCCCCCAGGAGCCCUCGCACCUGGUCACCAGCCUAUAG
Molecule: messenger RNA, 4551 nt
Organism: Salvelinus namaycush (lake trout)
Lineage: Eukaryota; Metazoa; Chordata; Actinopteri; Salmoniformes; Salmonidae
Gene: adgrl3.1
Product: adhesion G protein-coupled receptor L3.1
Exons: 22
Coding region: 16-4551 (1511 amino acids)
Biological process (GO): brain development; adenylate cyclase-activating G protein-coupled receptor signaling pathway; synapse assembly
Cellular component (GO): axon; membrane; cell-cell junction
Molecular function (GO): G protein-coupled receptor activity; carbohydrate binding
Source: RefSeq, a predicted model, not a curated record